AUGUAAAUCAAUAGGAAUCAAUUCAUCAAAGUAUUUGGCUUUAACAAUUAUAUCUAAGUUUUUAGUUGCUUCAGAUAACCAUCUUGGAGCAAAUGAAAAUGUGGGACCAAAAUCCAAUAGAUAUUAAGAUGCUUUUGACGCUUUCGAGGAAGUCCUUUAAAUAGCUUCACAAUAAAAUGUAGAUUUUGUUAUAUUGGGAGGGUAUGAUUUGUGUCUAAAAUAAGGGAUUUAUUUCACGAGAAACACCCAACAGAACAUUGUCUACUCAAAUGUGUUGAUAUCCUACAAAGACAUGUGUUUGGAGAUAAUUUUGGCGGAAUUUAAAUGGAAGUCAAUUCACUCAAUUAUCAACCUAAUUUUAGUUGUUCUAAUUUUAAUGUGCAAUUACCAAUCUUCAUAAUCAAUGGUAAUCAUGAUGAUAUUGUCACCGAAAGAAAUGAAAGUGUAUCCAUCUUAGAUAUACUACAUGAAUCCAAAUAUUUAAAUUAUAUUGGCAAAAUUACUGAUUAAUCAAAUGUUUGUAUAAAACCAAUUGUUCUUGUUAAGAAUAAUUAAAAGAUUGCACUCUAUGGUUUAGGUUAUAUGAAGGAUUACUAAUUACACAAAAUAAUAAAUGACGGAAAAUUGGUGUUGGAUUCAUUAGACCAAAAUAAUUUUAAUAUUCUAAUCAUUCACCAGAACAAAUAUAAAGGCAAUCAUUUUCAGGAUGAAAAGAAUUUUAUUGAUCCAAUUUAUUUUAAAAAAUACAAAAUUGAUCUUUUGAUUUGGGGUCAUGAACAUGAAGCGUAACAUUUUCAUUGAUUUUAUCAUAGAAUUUAUACCUUAGAUACUUGUGAGCACUAUUAAGUAUUCUAUCCAGGAAGCACUGUUGCUACAUCUAUAAUAGAAUAUGAAUCACUAAUUAAACAAGCAGGGCUGUUUACACUUACAAAGAAUCAAAUGAAAUUUGAAAGCAUUAAACUUGAAAAAAGCUAUAGACCUAUGAUUUAUAAGAGUGUAGAGUUAAGUGAAUUGAUAAAUACCGCUGAAAACAAUUAAAAUCUUAGUAAUUAGGAGAUGGCUGAAAAACUACUAUUUGACUUUGUUGAAAAAGAAUUAGUAAAUUACUAUCAAACCAGUUCAUUUAGACAGAAAAAACCAUUGCUAAGAGUUAAAGUAGAAUAUUCUGGAUUUGAAAUAAUGAGAAUGAGAUAUAUUGAAACUAAAUUCGCUGAUAGAGUCUCCAAUCCAGAUUAAAUAUUUAAAUUUUGGGAGAAGAAAUCAAAUCUAUAAGCAUAAAUACAAAAACGAAAAGAAUAAGCGUAAUUGAUUAAUCAAUAAUUUGAUAACAUCUUAAAAAGCAAAGUUGAGGUUAAUUCCCAAAACCAAAAUAUGAUGAAUGAGUUCUCAAAUAUGGUAAUGAUAGAUUCUCAUAUUUUAAGCUAUCUACUAAGUUGUAUCAAUAAAACUUCUAAAUCAUAGAAUAAGGAGAUUUCUUAAAUAUACUCGAUAACUUUUUAUCAUCAACUAAUAAGGAGAAGUCGAAUUUAUUCAAUGAUUUAUAUCCGAAGACAAUCGAGAAAUUUAAAGACAACAUCGUACCAUAGUAUAAUAACAGAAUAUUAUAAAUUGUGAAAAAGCAAAGAGAAUAUUAAGAUUCCCUGAUAUUUUAGAUUCGAGAUUCAAUCAUUAAAAAUUUUGAUGGUACAACAAAAUGUGAAUAAUUGUAUUGCACUAAUUUUGGACUUGAUAUUAGCUAGAUGUUUACUAAAUUUCAGGAAGAUUUUAGAAUUGACAUAGCUAAGACUAAUAUAAAUUAAGUAAAUAAAUCUAAUGCUGCUUUGAUGCCUUCAAAAUAAGUUUAGUUGUAGAAAAAAGAAAAUUUCUAAGAAUUAUCUCCAAUUAUAAUAGAGGAUGACUCCUUGCCUAAGAAUGGUUACACAUAAACUAGUAUAUUUGGUUAAGAUGAACAAGAAGAUGAAGAGGUGGAAGAAAAGUAAGAUAAUAAAGGGAAGAAAGGUGCUAAAAAAAGAAAACCCAUAAAAAAGGAAGAUGAUGUUGUAAUUUUGAAUAAAAAGUAAAAAUAUAAAAUAGAAUUAUAACCUUAUGAGAAGGGAAUGAAUAAAUUAUUAUGA
Messenger RNA from Paramecium octaurelia, 2114 nucleotides. The record is from the annotation of a GenBank genome assembly. Lineage: Eukaryota; Ciliophora; Oligohymenophorea; Peniculida; Parameciidae.